Molecule: messenger RNA, 712 nt
Organism: Saccostrea cuccullata (small rock oyster)
Lineage: Eukaryota; Metazoa; Mollusca; Bivalvia; Ostreida; Ostreidae
Product: serine/threonine-protein kinase greatwall-like
Exons: 7
Biological process (GO): peptidyl-serine phosphorylation; intracellular signal transduction
Molecular function (GO): ATP binding; protein serine/threonine kinase activity
Source: RefSeq, a predicted model, not a curated record
CAAAUACGAAAAAAGUAAACUCGGAAGCAAUCUUUGUUAUGAAUAAAAACAUCAUGUAGACAGUUAAUAGAUAUUUGUGAACAUGGAGGACACAGAAAAUAAAGAACCUGGAAGUUUUCCAGAUAAGCCUACAUCGAUUGAGGACUUUGUUUUUCUGAAGCCAAUCAGCAGAGGGGCUUUUGGGAAAGUAUUUCUGGGACACAAGAAAAACCAAGAAAACAAGAAAUAUGCAAUCAAGGUGAUGAAGAAAUCCGACAUGGUUAACAAGAAUCUAGUGAGCCAAGUGUUAACAGAGCGAGAUGCCCUAGCUUUCUCCAACAGUCCAUUCAUUGUACACCUUUACUAUUCCCUGCAAUCUCAGAAUAACAUUUUCCUGAUAAUGGAGUACUUAAUUGGUGGGGAUGUUAAGAGUCUGUUGGCUGUCUAUGGUUAUUUUGAUGAGGAAAUGUCUCAGAUAUAUGCAGCAGAAGUUACCCUGGCUCUGCAAUAUCUACAUUCUCAUGGAAUCAUACACAGGGACCUAAAGCCUGACAACAUGUUAAUUACUGGUAAGGGGCACCUGAAACUGACGGAUUUUGGACUCUCUAAGAUUAACUUGGAUGAUGGAAGUGUCCCCCCAGAAACACACGGGACCCCCCUCCCCUAUAGUAAAAUGGCUGGUAACCUGAGGACACCCGGUCAAAUAUUGUCACUCAAAAGUAAUUUAGGAUUU